Messenger RNA from Striga hermonthica, 1107 nucleotides. Lineage: Eukaryota; Viridiplantae; Streptophyta; Magnoliopsida; Lamiales; Orobanchaceae. The record is from the annotation of a GenBank genome assembly.
AUGGAUGACGACGAUUUCAUGGAGGUGAACCUGACGGGUCUCGAUUUGAACCAAGAACCGUCCAACCAGCCUUUGCACCGGGUCCCCAGAUACGGGUCCCUUCUGAACGAGCUCGAAACUGCCCACGACCAGAUAGAGGAGAGGAUUCGCCAGCUGGAGGCUGUCACUGCCCGAGCCAGACAGCGCCAGAGGUGGCGGCAGGCAAGAAAUUCCAUGGAGAUUGGCGGGCCCACGGCUGAUCUCAGCCCCAGAAGCCUCGUCCCUAACAACGGCGGCCCGUCCGGAAGUAGCACCCCAGGAAAGGGUUGCAAAAGGGACAGCUCACAUCUGGUGGCGAAAGCUCUGGAUAUGGAUGUUGAGGUGAAGAAGUCCGAUAAGGAAGGUGGAAGCUUUUACGACUGUAACAUAUGCCUGGACUUGGCUCAAGAGCCCGUCCUCACGUGUUGUGGCCACUUGUUCUGCUGGCCGUGUUUCUACCAAGUGUCGAGCGUGGAUUCGUCGGAUUCUAAAGAAUGCCCUGUCUGUAAAGGGGAAGUAUCCGACAGCACCGUAAUCCCGAUUUACGGCAAUGGAGACGGUGAAAAUAUCUGUGUGACUGAAUCGGGCCUGCAGAUACCUCCGAGGCCUAAGGCCCGUAGAGUCGAGAGUGUGAGGCAACAGCGGGUAACUCAGGGUUUAUCUCACGUGCCAGUUGCUGAGGCACUUAGAAGGAUCAGGAUUAGUAUUGGUGCCAUGGGGAUUCACACGGCCCAGCAGCACGCGGGUGGUGGGGACCACCGGAUAAGAAUCCAUCAAGUCUCACGAGUUUUAUCAGAAAGUGCCGCCUCUCUAUCUUCUCUCUCGUCCGCUCUCAGUAAUGCAGAGAGGUUAGUGGAGGACCUCGAGUCGGUUAUUAAUAAUCGGGUUUUGAGAGGCGAGGCAUCGGUUGAUGCCGGUAUUCUUGCUGCUAGGCCUUUGGGGCCGGACGGGCAGAUGGGUGAUGUGGGCCCGCCUGUGGGGGUGGGGGUGGUCCCUUCUUCGUCUUCUUCGUUGGGUGCUGUUGUUCGGAGAAGGAGCACUGUGUUCCCUCGGGAUCCUCGUGAACCUAGAAGAAGAAGGUUGAACUGA